UGAAUCCCCCAUGUAUACUGUACAGUGUUAUAGAUUGUUUAUAGAAACACUUCAGAAUGCUAGAGUUAUGGUCCAAACACCGUACUAACAAUAUGGUAUGCUAUAGUUUAGUGGAUGGUUGUGAUAGUAUAGUUUUACAAGACAUUCAUUAUACUGCAGAAAAAUCUAUGUUUGAAUUGAAUGAAUGGGACGAUUAGACAUACCAAAGGAAAGGAAAGAUCCAUGUGGGUUAGGCUGAUAAUCCUCUGAAAGUAAGUUGGCCCCUGCUCUAAUCAACACAGUGGAAGGCGGGAAAGUGAAAUCAUUUCACUCCCAAGAUAAAAAAUGUGAAGUACUGUCGAGUCCCCUUUUAUGUUUUUCUCCAAUAAUAUUCAGUUUGUUAAUGCAGUUUAUCAUUGUAUUUGCCCAGCCUUUUGCUAACCACAUUUACUAAAAGCAAAAACCAGACCUGCUUUAGUUAAUGAAGUUCAGUCUCACCUGAUCUGACCUGUUGUGAUAGUCCAGUUCAAAGUGUUACCUGCCCUGCCCUUUAGUAUAUGUACUGUAUGAAAAAUAUAUUUUCUGUCCAUUUAAAUGCAUAACUUUCACUACUUCUUUCUAGGCCUGGAUGUUAGGAGACCAUGCUUCAAGGGUUAAGGAAUGCAUGAAAAUAUUAUUUUUCAUUCAUGAAAUUAGUUAUUUCCAAUUCCCCGGGGAGUUAUUGAUGAGGAUGCUGAAAAUGUUGAUUCUACCACUGGUUGUCUCAAGCUUAAUGUCUGGGCUAGCAGCCUUGGAUGCCAAGACUUCCAGUCGAUUAGGCAUCAUAACUGUCACUUACUAUCUGUGGACAACAUUUGUGGCUGUGAUUGUGGGAAUAAUUAUGGUCUCCAUUAUCCAUCCUGGUGGAGCAGCCCAGAAGGAGAACACUGAAGAGAGUGGAAAGCCAAUUAUGAGCUCUGCAGAUGCACUGCUAGACUUAAUUCGGAACAUGUUUCCAGCCAACCUUGUUGAGGCCACAUUCAAACAGUAUCGCACCAAGAGCAUUCCUAUCGUCAAAUCCAACAAGGCAGCUUCUGAAAGCACCACUCGUCGGAUCAUAAUAUAUGGGGUCCAGGAUGAGAAUGGAUCCAAUGUCCAGAAUUUUGCCCUGGAUAUCACUCCCCCUCCAGAAGUGAUUUACAAAUCUGAGCCAGGCACCAGCGAUGGCAUGAACGUGCUGGGGAUUGUGAUAUUCUCUGCCACCAUGGGUAUAAUGCUGGGCAGAAUGGGUAACAGUGGAGUUCCCUUGGUCAGUUUUUGCCAGUGUUUAAAUGAAUCUGUCAUGAAGAUAGUGGCAGUUUCUGUGUGGUAUUUUCCUUUUGGAAUAGUGUUUCUUAUUGCUGGCAAGAUCUUGGAAAUGGAUGAUCCUACAGCUAUUGGGAAGAAGUUGGGCUUUUAUGCCAUUACUGUGGUUUGUGGUCUGGUGGUUCAUGGACUGUUCAUUUUGCCAAUGAUGUACUUCUUUAUCACCAAGAAAAACCCCAUUGUUUUCAUCAGAGGGAUUCUUCAAGCCUUGCUAAUUGCUCUGGCGACAUCAUCCAGCUCAGCCACAUUGCCUAUAACUUUCAAGUGCUUGCUGGAGAAUAACCAUGUUGACAGAAGGAUUGCCAGAUUUGUGUUGCCUGUUGGGGCCACGAUCAACAUGGACGGAACUGCCCUCUACGAAGCAGUGGCAGCAAUCUUUAUUGCUCAAGUAAAUAAUUAUGAGCUGGAUUUUGGACAGAUUAUUACUAUAAGUAUCACAGCAACAGCUGCCAGCAUAGGUGCUGCAGGGAUCCCACAAGCUGGCCUUGUGACUAUGGUCAUUGUUCUGACAUCAGUUGGGCUGCCUACAGAUGACAUCACUUUAAUUAUUGCAGUUGACUGGGCAUUAGACAGAUUUAGAACAAUGAUCAACGUCUUGGGAGAUGCCCUAGCUGCUGGAAUCAUGGCUCAUGUCUGCAGAAAGGAGUUCACCAAGGAUGGUGAUGAGGUGCCAUUGAUCUGUGAACCUAAACCCAUCAGCAUUCAUCAAAUCAUGGCUUACCAGAGAAAUGGUUGUGUGAAGAACAUGAGUGAGUCUCGUGGGCCAGAAACAGUGAAAGCGUUUCAGCACCAUAUACCUAUACAAGUGGAGCAAGAACUAAACCCAGCGGGGAACCACACAAAGAAAUCCAACAGUAAAGACCACUGCACUAUUGAAAUCAAUGAACUGGAAACAAAUGUGUAAUUGCUACGUUUGAUGGUAUCUGAUACCCAGUGACCUGGUACCCAAUCACUACCUCACAGCUGGAGAGAGGACUCUGUCUUAUAUGGAAAAAAAUGUGGAGUUAUGGUCAGCAUGCUUGUACCGGAGCUAGGAGAUGAGCUGUGAUCAGAAAAGAUACAAGGGGCUUGAAAGAGAUCAGGGGCUUCUUUAGGGGGAUGAUUUUAAUACUGGGAAAUUAACCAAUGGACAACUUGGGUUCUCUCUGGGCAAACUGAUUUGAUUCCAGUAUAGUAUCUGACACUCCUUUUUUGCUUUGGCUUUUUUAUUUAACCCCUUUUUAAUUAAUUCUGACAAAAGCCUUUUUUUUGCAUCUCACUAAUUACGAACAUGGCAUUUAUGUAGAUGUAUUGCUGCCAGAAACUAAUUCGCAAAACAUACUGAAAGUGUGCUAAUUUCAUCUUCUCUUCUACUCCUUAAACAAAGAGUUUUCGUUUAGUUUUAGAAUAGCUCUAAGAAAAUUGCACUGAUCUCAAGAGGCAAAUUUGUAACUAAUAAUGCCACAAACUGAAAGCAGAGCAAAAUAUUUAUCUGCAAGAAAACACAUUCAAAAAGCUAUUCUGUUAUACACACUUCAAAGACAGGCAUCAAACUGCAAUAUAUUGUUCAAAGAUGUCUAGAUUCUUGCAAAGGACAUUUUGCCUUCUAAGUGCCAGAUCCACACAGAAAUUUGUAAAAAUCUAUCUCUGCAGUAGAAUCAGUACAAUAUACCUGCAAUGGCAGAACCAUGCAAGCCCUAACACAUAAGCAUUGGUGCUAAAGAGUGUUCACUGUUCUCUCCUUUUAUUUAGAGAUUGUUCCACUGUAUAUGUGUAAGCUCAGUGCUCAAAGCUCUUGACGAAUACGCUUCAUUCCAAGGGCAGAAUAAACACAGACUGGAAUCCAAUGCAGAUGAGUAAUAUUUGGGUUUUGUAGGGAGUUUGCUGU
Messenger RNA from Caretta caretta (loggerhead turtle), 3190 nucleotides. RefSeq names its product solute carrier family 1 member 7 (gene SLC1A7). Gene Ontology annotation, molecular function: glutamate:sodium symporter activity; neutral L-amino acid transmembrane transporter activity; L-glutamate transmembrane transporter activity. The record is from RefSeq and is a predicted model, not a curated record. Gene Ontology annotation, biological process: L-glutamate transmembrane transport. Gene Ontology annotation, cellular component: plasma membrane. Lineage: Eukaryota; Metazoa; Chordata; Testudines; Cheloniidae.